UUCAGUAUGUUGUUCGUUAGACUGAAAGCUGGAGUUGAUCAGUUUCUUUCAUUGCGAACCUUCUCCAAGUCGUCUCUCGUUUUCUCCGAUCUUGGUUAGGGUUCUUGCUCCAUUUGUUCUAGUCUAUGUGCUGAUUUGUUGAUAUUGAACCUCUAUUGUGUGACUAGAGAAGAGCCUCCGUAUAUCUUACUAUUCUUGGUCAUUAGUUGAAGUUUUUUAGUCGAUUCGUAAUUUUCCCGUGUUGGGUUUUUCACGUAAAAUUUGGUGCUGCUGUUGCCUUUGUCUCUUUAUUUACUCAUUCUGAGGUAGUAUUGUUGGAAUAAAUUGCUGGUGGUUGCUGGGUUAAGUUGAUUUUGGUCGAUUUAGUUUUGGGGAAAAAAUUGAUCCUCGAUUGGAUUAAUUCCCCGUUCUCCCCGACAGUUUCUGAUCUGAUUCACUCUCAAUAGGCAGCUGCAACUAGUACUACUAUAUGGGCUUGCUAGUGAUACAACUAACAGCAGCAAUCGAGAAUCUUCAUCCGCCGUACUGUGGCGACAGCACCACAUGCCGCGGACCAACAGCCGGCCAGAAGGCCUUCCUAUUUACCGGGUUUGGGCUGCUGAUUUUAGGGGCAGCCGGCAUCCGCCCCUGCAAUUUAGCAUUUGGGGCUGACCAAUUCAAUUCGGGGACCGAAUCAGAAAAGAGAGGGACCAACAGCUUCUUCAAUUGGUACUCCUUCACAAUCACUUCCGCGCAGAUGGUCUUGUUGGUGCUUAUCGUGUACGUGCAAUCGAACGUGAGCUGGGCGGUCGGGUUAUUGAUCCCGGCAAUUCUGAUGCUCACAGCAUGUGCAGCCUUCUUCAUGGGUUCGAAGAUAUACGUGAAAGUAAAAGCUCAAGGUAGUCCACUAGCGAGUGUAGCGCAGGUCAUCGUCGUGGCCAUAAAGAAAAGGCGACUUCCAACACCCGAGCAACCACCCUGGCUCUCUCUUCAUAAUUAUAUUACUCCAAAAACUAUCAACUCCAAGCUUCCCUACACAGAUCAAUUCAGGUGCCUCGACAAAGCAGCAAUCGUGACAGCUGAGGACGAGAAAAGGCCGGAUGCAUCGCCGGCUGAUCCAUGGAGACUCUGCAGCUUGCAGCAAGUGGAGGAAGUGAAAUGUAUUAUAGGAGUGAUGCCAAUUUGGGUAGCGGGUGUGUUCUAUUACCUUGUCAUCGUCCAACAACAAACCUAUGCAAUCUUCCAGGCCACUCAAAUGGACAGACGCCUCGGGAACACCAGCUUCAAGAUCCCAGCCACAUUGUUCGUCGUCUUCCUGAUGUUGAGCCUCACAAUCUUCAUACCCAUCUAUGACCAACUGAUCGUCCCAUUCCUCCGGAGGAUCACGGGGAAAGAAGGUGGCAUCACGCUCCUGCAGAGGAUGGGCAUCGGCUUGUUUUUUGGCGUGCUAACCAUGCUAGUUUCUGCCAUAGUGGAAGAGCGCCGAAGAUCAAUAGCUCUGACAAAGCCCCCUCUGGGGGAUGAUCCCAGACGGGGCGCGAUUUCAUCAAUGUCAGCCUUGUGGUUAAUCCUUCAGUUCACGCUCGCAGGCCUCACACAAGCAUUCUCAUCCAUCGGCCUUGUCGAGUUUUACUACAAGCAGUGUCCUGAGAACAUGAGGAGCAUCACGGGUUCUCUGCACUAUUGUGGCAUGGCGGUCUCAAGUUACUUGAGCAGUCUACUCAUAUGGAUUGUUGGCAAGAACACGAAAGGAGCGGAAGGCGGGAACUGGUUGCCGGAGGAUCUGAAUAAGGGAAGACUGGACUAUUUCUAUUACCUGAUUGCUGGAUUGGAGUUUCCGACCUUGGUAUACUUUCUAGUAUGUGCAAGUUGGCACAAGUAUAAAGGAACAGAUGAUGUUAGCCUUGAAGCAGACAUAGAAAUGAAGCAACACGAGCAGACUUAUGUUUGAAUUGUAGUCUCAGAGGAUCACAUCAUAUUAUCCAUCUCAUUGAAAAUGGGCCUCUCAUGCAGAUUUCUGUAGCAACCUGAUCUGAGAUUAGCCCUGGCUAUAGAAUGGAAGUUAUGGUCCACAUACCGUGAACCUAUUUAUGCAGUGGCUUUGUUUUAUAUGCACAACCAUUAUGAAUUUGAA
Molecule: messenger RNA, 2113 nt
Organism: Syzygium oleosum
Lineage: Eukaryota; Viridiplantae; Streptophyta; Magnoliopsida; Myrtales; Myrtaceae
Product: protein NRT1/ PTR FAMILY 2.11-like
Exons: 3
Coding region: 470-1930 (486 amino acids)
Biological process (GO): transmembrane transport
Cellular component (GO): plasma membrane
Molecular function (GO): transmembrane transporter activity
Source: RefSeq, a predicted model, not a curated record